This is a messenger RNA of Durusdinium trenchii, 585 nucleotides long. NCBI's taxonomy places the organism in Eukaryota, Dinophyceae, Suessiales, Symbiodiniaceae. The record is from the annotation of a GenBank genome assembly.
GCUGAUUGGCGUGGUCGUGGCGGGCGAGCGCUUGCCACUCUGUGAGGAAGGCGAUUGCGUGGCCAUCGCCGACACGGGCACCAGCCUCCUGGGCGCGCCGCGCGCCGUGACGCAGCGCAUGCAUUGGCUCCUGGCGCGGAAGGUCCCCGAGAACCCGCCCGAGAUCGACUGCCGCACCUUCCCCGGACCCGAGUUGGUUUUUGAGCUGGAGGGCGGUGUGAAUGUGACCAUCGGCGCUGAGGACUACUCGCGCGCCACGGGCAUGCGAGUGCUGAACAACAAGACCAACUCUUCUCAGCUCAUCUGCCGUGCCUCCUUGCUGCCGGUGGACGACGGCGAGGUGUUGGGCCCCAAGGCCUUCAUCUUGGGUGAGCCUGCGCUCCGCAAGUACUACACCGCCUACGACUGGAAGCGCCAGCGCAUUGGCUUUGGGCUUUCAGUGCAGCCCAACCCCGAGGACUACGAGGACGCGGCCCACGAGAUCUAUGGAGCACCGCCGUCGGGCCCUCCGACGCCCACUGAGGUGGUUGUGUAAAGGCGUCAUUUUGCUUCGUCUCGGAUCUUCCGAAAGCACCGAACAAGACC